AUUUCAGAGGUGGAGAGAGCCGCGAAACUUAUCCGAGACACGGCCAUUGGCCACAAGAUCAUCAGAGUGGAGACCGUUGAAGACAGCAUCGUUUUCUCUGGCUUGAGUCAUGAAAUCUUCGCAACAACUAUCGUUGACCGUACUGUCACAAGAAUCCUAGGCAAGGUAUUCUAUAUUCAACUAGAUGGAGAAGGUAAGGUACCGGUUCUGCACUUUGGAAUGACUGGAAUGCUUCAGGUCAAAGGUCAAAUGGCCACAUAUUAUAGGGAAACACCGCGGAAAGCGUCUACGGACUGGCCACCAAGAUUCAUGAAGUUCAUUCUACAUUUGCAACACUCAACAACUAAAGCCAUCACCGAAGUCGCGUUCCUGGAUGCGCGACGACUUGGCCGAAUCAGACUGUGUACUUCACCACUCACGGAACCUCCUAUAUCUUCCAUGGGAUUUGAUCCUAUACUAUCCAUGCCCUCUCUUGGAGAAUUCAAGAAAGGCGUGCUGAAGCGUUCGUGCCCCAUCAAGGCCCUGUUUCUCGACCAGUCAUUCAGCGCAGGCGUUGGAAACUGGGUUGCUGAUGAGAUUCUAUAUCACGCGCGAGUGCAUCCCGAACAGAGAUGCAAUACAUUAGCAGACUCUCAGCUACAAGCUCUGCAUACUCAGACGUCAGAGGUUUGUCGGAUAGCCGUUGAAGUUAAUGCAGAUGACACCAAGUUUCCCGACGACUGGUUGUUCAAGCAUCGCUGGGGAAAAGGCAAGAAGCAAAAACAUACAAUGACUCUGGUGUGUUUCUCUGGUCCAACGCAUGUCGAGAGCUCCGUUCACAUCCUCAAUGUCUAUCAGCCCACUGGGGAACCAGCUACAAUCAAAUGGAUAAACGUUGGCGGGCGCACCUCGGCAUACGUUGCCGAACUGCAG
Molecule: messenger RNA, 912 nt
Organism: Postia placenta MAD-698-R-SB12
Lineage: Eukaryota; Fungi; Basidiomycota; Agaricomycetes; Polyporales; Adustoporiaceae
Exons: 7
Biological process (GO): base-excision repair
Cellular component (GO): nucleus
Molecular function (GO): DNA N-glycosylase activity; DNA-(apurinic or apyrimidinic site) endonuclease activity; damaged DNA binding
Source: RefSeq, a predicted model, not a curated record